ACGCUUAGUUGACGUCACGACGCUAGUCCUGGCAGGCAGGGGGACAAAGAAAGAUGUCCGGUGUCAUCGCCAAGUACCACUGCAACUACUGUCAGGAGGACAUCACCGGAGUGCGCGUCAAAUGUGCCGAGUGCCCAGACUUUGACCUUUGUUUACAGUGCUUUUCCUGCGGGGCGGAGAUGGGGGCACACAAGAACAGGCAUGGCUACCAGUUGAUAGACUGUGGCAACUUCCCCAUCUUCCAAGCUCCCUGCAACUGGAAGGCCAAGGAGGAACUGGUGCUUUUGGAGGCCAUCGAGCAGUACGGCUUCGGCAACUGGGAGGAUGUCUCUCAGUGCCUGCCAGCUCGAAGCUGUGAAGAGGUGCAGGAGCACUACAACAACCAUUACAUUGAGGGCAACAUUGGGAGAGCCACAUGGUCCACAGAGGUGUCGACGCAAAUCAAGGAUCACACAGUGCCUGAGGGAGGUCCACUGUCUCCGAGUCUAAGCACUCCGGUGGCCACGGUGGACAUCACGUCUACCGAGCAGCAGGAGCUUGGCUACAUGCCCUGUCGGGACGACUACGAGAGGGAGUACGACAACGAGGCCGAGUCCCUGAUCAGCCAGCUGUCGAUGGGCGGCCCAGACGAGGACGACCUCGAGGUUGCCCUGAAGCUGGCUCAGGUGGACAUGUACUCGAGGCGGCUACGGGAGCGGAUGCGUCGCAAGGGCCUGGCACGGGACUACCGCCUGCUCGAGCAGUUUUGCCACAUGGGCCGGCCGGCCUCCAAGGCCAGCCCGGUGUCGCGCAGCAAGAAGCCUGCCCGUGAGGCCGACAAGGAACUGCAGGAGAAGAUGCGCAUAUUCAGCCAGUUUCAGUCAGCCACGGAGCACGAGCAACUUCUGGAGAACCUCGAGAGGGAAAAAGAGCUUAAAGCCAGGAUCAAAGAGCUGCUGAGGUAUCGGCGGAACGGCAUCACCAAGCUCGAUGAAUGCUCAGAAUUCGACGCCGCGAGGCAUCGUCGGGAAAAGCGCAAGGAAGCGAAAAAGAAGUCUGCACCCGCCAGCUCCGUUCACAAAAAGCCCAUCUCAACGGCAUCAAAAAAAUACGAAGAAAAAGGAGGCGUCGACACUACGCUAAGCGAACAAGGUGACACGAGGGAAGACUCCAAGGAGGCCACCGACAUCACCAGCUUGCCUGGCUACGAGCUGCUCUCCGACAAGGAGAGGAAGCUGUGCCAGUCCAUUGGAAUCAGCCCUGCGUGCUACAUCACCUUUAAGACUGUAGUGCUGAAGGACCAAGCUCAGCGGCAGAAGGGCAGCACGGCCAAGUUCCGAUCCCUGGCGGGCAUGGACAGGUCGCACUGCCGGCGGAUCUUGAACCACUUCGCAAACAGUGGCUGGAUCUCCGCCACCUGAUUCCGGUGCCCCACCCUAGCGACCGAGAGCGACCCGCUGCAGCAGCCCCGCCGCCGUCCCCUCCGCAACAACCGUCGAUGACGCCACCUCGCACCGGUAGCCACGAUACGAGUUGAGAGUGAUUCGACCGAGAGCUUCCUUCUUCUUCGACUUGACCAGUGAAAAAGAAAAAGCGUCGCUGCUUUUGUCGCGUAGUAGAGACCCUUUUUUUGUUUGUUUCUUGUUUCGGAAGUCGCCGGCUUGAUGCUCGAUUCACUCGGCCGAGAAUGGUAUUUGUGGAGCAUGCUGCAAAACAAGAGACUCGUUCGUCGAUGUGUGCGGUACAGCUUGUAAGCCUGCAGUCAGUCUGCUGCAACUGAGUGAACCUAGUCCGCCGUCGAUGUGGAACAGCUGGUGCUCCUCUCGCAACUCCCGUGGAACAACGUGUUGAAGGCAGCAGAUCUUGCCCUUCUAGACUGUAGAUGCCUGGGAACCACCAGAGACCGGCGAUGCCUCCUAAAGCUGCAUUUCAGCGCGUGUACAAGUACACCGACGAUACUGCUCCCUCGAUGGAAGCGUUUUGGAAGUGGCAAGACUCUGCUGCAAAGUCUGGAUUCUGCAUAAUUUAGAAGCGCGAGGUCAGCACGGCAUGGCGAUCACUAUUGUAACAUUUGACGUCCACACCGCAGGAAAAUAAUGCAGCCCAGUCAGAGAAAGACUGCCUCCGGGACACAAACCGACGAGUCGGCGUCCUCUCUUCUUUUUCUUCAACGAAAUGGGCCAGGAACUGUGAUCCCUGUGGUGCUCUUGGUUUUUCAGAGCGUAUUUUGUGUGCGCAUGUGCACAGUGGUUGAAAAAGGUGUGGUUUGAUAUGUGGGAGAAUGUGAAGUCUGCUUGAGAGGGAUGUGUUUUUGAACUGUGGCAGGAGGUGAGUUUGGAGGGGUAAGUGAGGGCAAAUAAUAACCUCCUUUGUCAGUUGCGUGCUAGAUCUGUGACACUUACAGAAGUGUUGAAAGGCGGGCAAGUUGGUAUAGGUUCAUACUGAAAAUUGGCAGCGCAAACAAACGGGACACAGAAGAGAGACACGUUUGUUUGCGCUGCCAAUUUUCAGUAUGAACUGUGACACUUAAACGCACAUUUAGGUUCUUGUUUCUUUAAUUAUUUCAGGAAAGGUUCUUGUGUGGGAGUGUCAGGUAGGACAGGCUUCUCUCAGCAAGGGAUUUCGAUCUUGUUACUGCAUCAAAUUCGAUCUGUACUUGUAAACGACACAUCUCUCUGUUUUUCUCCGUUCCUUUUAGCGCUUCGCCAUCAUGACUCAUCUCUUGUUCAAUUGCAAAGGGACCAAUAGUGCACAAAAGCACUGGACACCAUAUCGGUGGCAGCUUUUUCUUUCCUAAUCUGUUCUUGAUUCUUUUUUCAUGUCUAGCACAUGCACACUGACCCCGGGGGUCUUUCUUUUUUUUUUUUUUUUUCUUCACGGUAAUAUUCAUUGCUGUAGCAAAGUUGUGAGGCAUUCUAAGUUGAAGUCGUUUGGUUAACAUAAAACAGGCAUAUAUUUUUCGUUACUCGCAAAGGAAUUUUUUUUUUCUGCUGCUCAGUUAGGCUAGCAGUUAUGCAUUUCCCACUGGCUCUUUUGGAUCAUUGCACUCGGAACAUUUUGGCACAGAUUUCGCAGGAAAUUCUGCAGGCAUGUGGAGUUCUGCGGCUGCAUGUGGCGACUCGCUGAUAUCGGAGCAGUGCGAAGUUUCUGUUUAACAGACUCCAGCUCACAAAAUCCUAGUGUGAUCCAGGCGCUCACUUCAGAGGUAGCGUUUUCAUGAUCGUGGCAGCACCAACCAGCCGCUGCGAGUAGUAGCCCAUAGUCAUUGAUCUCGGAGGAGCAUGUGCCCGAUCUCCGAGACCAAGCCAAGGAGUCUUGUCAGUUGUGCAUCACUUGAAGGAGUACUGAUACAACUUUGUAUCAUGUUCUUUUCUGUUGCGAUAAGUAACUAAUGACCCAUUUAUCAUGACCUGAAACCUCGUUUGCUCCCGCACACGAUAGUUGGUUAUUUAGAUAUGUUCUUAUAGGUGCCCUGUUGCAGUUAUUUUCGCGGAGCAACGAGAAAGCUGGGUUCAGGGAGGCGCGAAUGUAAACAUCGCUGGCCCUGCGACCACACCAAACUGCUACUGUGUGUGUGCCGUGUGAGGCAAUGCACACACGUUAGCAUGGCGUGGAUAGUUCACCUGCUACGCUUACACGUUUUUCCAUCUCUGACCGUCGUCAACUUGCGUCACAAGUCCAGACACUCAGACUCGCAACAUUGGUAGUUGUCGAUUGUUUGCAUACGAGCCAAGUUAAUGUCGAUGUUGCGAGGGGCUGUGUUUUGUGCUCAGUUGCGUGGCAUACACAUAAAAUUGAUAUUAAAUACGUUCUAGGCUGUAUUUGCCAUUGCUGUUUCGUUGCCUGUGUGCAUGUCUCCGCACAAAUCAAUCUCGCAGGUUGUCUCGCCUUCUAAAGCUUGCGUCGGUACUCCUUUAUUGAGAGGCAUCACUGGCAGAUCCGUUUAGAGAGUUGGAAUAUGUUUGACAAAUUAAGAGAGACGCAAUAUUCUAAUGCAGUCCAGGCACUCACUUCGAAGCUUCAAGUACGUCCUUCAAUAAGACCAGUGUUAUUUACUGUGAAAGCACGAACAAGCCGCUUAUUCGGAUCCCUGAGGAGUGUGCCCCUAGUCUCCGAGGUCAUGCCGUCCUAGUCUUGAAUCUCUUGAAGGUGUGCAUUAAUGGCUACGUUAAUUUUGUCACCAGAAACUCCUAUUCUAGCUAGCCUUCUCACGCGAUGCGUCUGCUCGUUCUUCGAAUGUGAAAUUUCGCGCAACAGCUUUCAUUUCUUUCUUCAUCUGCUCUGUGAAAACAUAAGUUUCUUAUGUGUCCAAAAAUUUUGUCGCUGUUGCCCUUCGAGGACGCUUUUAGCGAGCCAGCUCGGCCUCAAUCAUUCCUUUACAAGGUUACUGCGCGCCCUUGUGGAGUACUUGCGUUCGACGUCCCUCGUGUACGUGCAUGUUCGUGUGUUUGGUUCCUGUCAAGAUCAACUUCCUUUACCUGUGCUUGGUUGUGUGUGUGGUUUCGGUCAAGAUAACAGUAACAAUGUGAAAAUGUGCACGAACAGUCUCAGUUAGGUGUGUUUCGGUACGGCAGCGGGAAGGACAGUCACUUGCUCUAAGCAGCACCGCUACGUUUGUACAUAGUUUUGUAAAUUUGCUCAUUGAAAAAGAAGAAAAAAAAAAGGUAUCUCAUUGCUCAUGUACAUAUUUCACAACAUAGAUCAUUGUAGAGGCGACUUCUUUCAUUUUUUUUUCUCCUCUCUCGGCUUUUGUCACCCUAAUGUUUUGGUAUACCGGUCUGAAAAGAAUACGUGUCAACGCAACUACAUUUAAUAGGUGGUUUUUGCGCGUCUUGUACUCUCCUGGGCAGAAGUGUGUCUGUGAGUGUAAAAUUGGAAAUUUAUGACUGCAGCCCAAGGUUAGUGCUGUUAAAAUUUCAGUGAAUUCAUAGAUUUUCAAUUUUCACGCUUGAAUUACAAAUUUAGUUGGUGUUCUUUCUGUUUUUUAGCAAGCCGGUAAUUCGUACACUUUUGCUCAAGGAUAUAAAUGCGCGGUCACUGUUUGUUGGAUUCAAGAAGUGUAGCAGGGUGCCAUUAGCAACUUCUUGAAACACUAUAUUUAUUUAAUUGUAUUACCUUUUUUUUUUCUAGUUUACGAAGUCUAUUUGUAGUAACUCUGGCAUUUCAUAAAACCUGUUUCAAUCGUACGUGGUGUCAUUAGAGAAUACACUAGUGUCUCCUUUGCUCUGUGGUAUCCCAUAUACGCAUGGACGUAGGCGGGGGGGUGCAAAAGGGGCACUUGCCCCCCCUCAAGCCACACCGGCACUUGCCCCCCACCCAAGCUAUGCCAGCUCUCUCUCUCUCUACCCCCACCCCCCUACCCCAACAGCGAUGUAACACGGGUUUGCACCCCCCAAGGCAAAAUCCUGCCGAUGCCCAUGCAUAUACGGUGACAUUAUUAAGCCAUUCUGCAGUACGUGUUUGUUAGUCCUCAUACUGGGAAUCUAAUGUUUCAAUUGUUAACCCUUUUUUUCAGUCCUAAAUGUUUUGAGUGAGUUGAUGUUGUAUUACAUUCAUCUGGGAACAAGAAAAUAUAAUUUUAAAAAAUUAAAAGAAAAAAAUCCCACCGAAGUUUUUGGUGAUGCACUGGCUUUCUUAUUUUACUUUUUUUUUUCUUGUCACUGUUCACCAGUGUGCAACUAUUCCUGUUCGUCUUUAUCCCAAGACAUGUAAGUCCAGUGAAGUCACAUGGAACAGCGAGAUGAAAGAUAUUUUUAUAGUAUUAAGACGGGAAGGGGUGUUUUUCCCAUUGUGUCGGUCCACUUUGGGCUUUUGCGUGUAACUAUGCUUUUUUGCUCACAGGGAAAAUGUGCAAGCGAUUGCUAGUGCCACUUUUGUGUGUUGUUUCCAUUUCAUUGUCAUUUUGUACGUUUCUCGCGACACCAGGUGAAGCACUUGUUCCAUUCUCUUCUGUGUCAUAUUUGUCGUAACGCAAUUUGUAAAGAAAAACUCUUGCUUCUUAAGCAAUAUUUUUCAAGUGCGCAGUGUGAACUUGCUGCCGGAAUCACCGGAGUGAUCCCGGUGGCAGUGGACAGAUGUCGCCACAGAGUUUCAACCAUCACUGCUACAGCAAGGGAAAGCAGUAAAUCUGUAAUUUUUAAGAGGAUAGAAUUGAGCAGUUUGCCUGAGAGGCACCUCUGCAUUGUUUCGGGAGGGAAAAAAAAAAAAAAAAGAUGACAGUUGCAUCUGAAAGGCAGAGCGUUGAUAGCGCAUAGAUAUGCGACAGCUAUGCAAAGUAAGGAUUAUACCUCUAUCAGACCUAGAUGAAUUGAAGGAAACAUUAGUUCACAAGCUAAAUCAACGAUCAAAGUGUCACUCGCACGGAGGCAAACAGAUAUGCAUCAAAUCAUGAACACUUUAUUUUGUUUUGUUCUUUGCAUUUGCUCCCUAAAUUUGAUUACAAUAUGCUGCGCAUGAGAAGAGAACUUGGUUCAAACACAUUUGAUGCUUUACAUAUGGGAAACUGUUAUGUAGCGAGACUGGUGUCACGGUAAAGUUCAUGAUUAUCUUUCUCUUUACUUCUUUUAACGCACCUUGAACCAUAACUGUGCUUUUGAAGCACAGGGGUCUUACCUAUUAUAUCUUGCCAUUUUCAUUGAGACAGCUUUCAUUCUACAUACCCUUGGACAACAGCCAAUGACUGGCUUGUACUUUCGGGGCACGCUUAGGCUAUUAGUGGCUAUAGUCCCUUGCAGAUGGUGCCAACAGCCAUGUCUUCGCUGCAAACAGGUCUCUUAGUACAGGCGCUGUGUAAAUGCAUAGAAACCUCCAAACCCACAGUACGGCUUGCCAAACGUUGCUGUCAAACAGCAGUAAUGUAGCUGAGAACACUGUGGAGGAUGCAACAGCUACGGCAGCGUGUGCGUUGCAAACGUGGCGACAUAUGUCCAUCGUUCAUCUCGUUCCUGACAAGCUUGUAAAGUGUAUUUUGUUUGCCUUAGCACACCCUUCCUCUAGUGUCGUCUAAAGAGAAGUAUAAUAUAUGCCAUUUGCAAUAAAACCUAGUUACAGGCGAUGUUCCUUGGUGAGAGUAUUUUUCAGGACAUUCAACUAUUCUUGAGGCUUGAUUCUUGAUCCAGUUGCGCACUGCAAAGUGCUGCAUUGUGCGUGGGUUAUGGAUGUAGGUGCUUCUUUGUGCGUAGACUGCUGGCUAGGCAUCGGCAGCUAAAAAUUUUGUCUGGGGCCGAUAUUUUGUGGCAAGUUUUCGUGCGUUUCUGAAUUUCACGGUACUAAUUCUUUUUUGUACAAGGCGUACAAGUGGAGGGCAGUGCUGGUGGAAACAUGACAUUCUACUCGGCUCUGGUGUACGUUUGAAGCCAUAGGUUGACAGAAUAAGCCAAGUACUCGCUCGUACUCGUUCACCAAUGUUUUCGCAGGCUAUGUAAUACUCACACAUGUACACUCACACUUUUGCAUGUUCCCACUUGUGCCCACUUGAUAAGAUUCACUUGCAGUCGUACUCACUUUUCAUUCACACCCACUCACUGGUGUUCACUCGCUCAUUCACAUGCCUGCAUACCAUACGCAGGUGAAUGUGCACUUACAUACACUCUACCACAUACAUACCUAGGGCGAUGCCAGAAAUUUUGGGAGUAGCAGGGCAUGAUGGGAAUGUCGGAAAGCAUUUUAUCACCAGAACUCUAGUUCUUGGAAGGGAACAAGCGGAGGAAGAAGGGAGUGGGUGCAGCUGGUGUUCACCCACACUUACGGACAGUCGCUGCUCUUGCGCACUGACACAUUUCAUCAGUCACCGGUGUUUGAUCUCACGCCUGCGAAAUAUGUGUGCUGCGAGUACGAGUCUGUGUACUUGUGAGCAGGUAUGUCGACCUACGCUACAAGCUACACAUUUGGCUAUCCUAAGGAAGUGCCAAAAAUUGUCACUGGCAGCAAGUAUGUACCAGCGGUCGAAUAGAAUGCUGUCAGUGAUUGCAAUACAAAUGGCUCUGCGUAUAUGUGUGAACUUGGUGUCGCCCAUUAUUCCCGCUUUGCACUGCUCUUCCUGUGUACAUCUAUGCAGACAUGCCUCCAUGUUGCUAAAACGUGACACUGUUGCGUAAGUUGCAGAUUUUGAUUAUGCCAUAUUGCAGGCAGUUGCAUUGUUUACUGAUAUUUUUCUAUAACAUAAAGAAAACUUUGUCCAUCUCUUAGCCCACCGUGGAAUUGAAAGUGUAUGUGAAAUUACCACACAGACUAGCCAGUGGUUUAGGUGUGGAGGUGCAUUUAUACCUGUUUUGCUAUGUGUGUGGAAUCGAAAACUUUCUAUAGUACAUAGAUGAAAGCUCAAAGGGACGUUUGAGAUGUAAUAAAAGAUGUUUUUUUAUUUGCAA
This is a messenger RNA of Rhipicephalus sanguineus (brown dog tick), 8345 nucleotides long. It is a transcript of the gene Ada2b, whose product is annotated as transcriptional adapter 2-beta. Gene Ontology annotation, biological process: chromatin remodeling; regulation of transcription by RNA polymerase II. Gene Ontology annotation, molecular function: chromatin binding; transcription coactivator activity; zinc ion binding. The coding region runs from base 54 to 1400 and encodes 448 amino acids. Gene Ontology annotation, cellular component: nucleus; SAGA-type complex. The record is from RefSeq and is a predicted model, not a curated record. The transcript has 17 exons. Lineage: Eukaryota; Metazoa; Arthropoda; Arachnida; Ixodida; Ixodidae.